GCGGGGCGGAGGGGGGCCGGCGGUGCUGCGCAGGCGCGGAGGAGUGCCUCGGACGGUUCUGGGCUCCAUCAGCGCACAACCUACGGCUUCUGUUCCGGCCGUUAAUCCCGGUGGAACACCCCUCCACUUCUCAAAGGCGAGGGAAAAAGUUGAAGACCAGGUCCUGCCGGGGAUAGGCUCUGAUCGCGGGCCUCCACCUUGCAUCGAACGACCUUCACCUGAUCUUGGUUGAACUUGCAGCCCCGGGGCCGGCGAUCCACUUUAUGUCGGCGGGAGUCUCUUGGUCGUGCUUCGUUUUUUUGCGGGGGCUGGAAAGUCGCACGAGCUGCUGUUUCAUAAUUAUAUCGGCAGUUAAGAUCAAGAAAAUAAUCACACUGAACUUGGUGCUUAGAGGCGACAGUCUGAUUAUUACACGAAAGUCAUUUAACACGUACUGAAUGUCAGGAGGAAACCCUGGUGGUGUAGUGGUUAAGUGUUUGGCUAACCAAAAGGUCGGCAGUUGGAAUCCACCAGGCGCUCCCUGGAAACCCUAUCGGGCAGUUCUGCUCUGUGCUGUACGGUCGCUAUGAGUCGGAAUCGACUCGGCAGCAGUCGAUGUUUACGGGUGUAUGUCAGGAACCGUUUUUUAGGCACUGGGUAUUUAAAAACGAAUGAUACCUCAAGAAUCUCUUUUUUAAAAAAACUCAAUUUGCAUUCACCCCCCAAAAUCUGGAAAUAGUUCUGUAUUAUUUUAAAAUUUCGGAUUAUAACAAGGAAUGUGUUUACUGGGAAAUGUUCAGGAAAAGAAAGUGUAAAGAAGGUGAUUAUCUCCAUCACAAAUAAUCACUUAAAAUUUUGUUGUAUCUCUGUUCCCUCUAUAUAUCACAAUCUGUGUUUACAAGUUCCUUAUAUAAUACAGAUGACAAUUUGAACUAGGUCUUAAAAGGUAGUUCAGAUACAGUUGGUGGAAGAGAGAUUUACUUGAGCAAAACCCCAGAAGUACAAAUAUCUGUAUUAAUAAAUAGAAACUUUUGAGAAUAUUGAAAUGGCCUGGGACCAGGCUGUGAUGGGCCUAUUAAAAAAAUAAUAAUAAUAAAAAACAUAAAGAAUGGAGAAGAAAAAUGUGCAGAGACUGUGAAAAGGCAAGACAUGAAAUAUAAAUGGCCAUUAAAAUUAAGAAAGGUUGCUUAACCACACACAUGGUAAAAUAAACUUUACACUGAGAUACCAUUUUUACCUGUUGGAUUAGCAAAGAUAAAAAUGUUUCAUAGCUCAUUGUGUUGGUGGAAAUGUGGGGAAACCAGCACUAGACUUUCUAAGAUAUUGCCCAUGGGGCUGCAAAGAACGUCCAUGGGUGGCAGUUACAAGCUUACAAACAUACACAGCAAUUCUUGAGACUUUACCAACAGGUACACUCAAACAUAUAUGAAAUUACCCAUGUAAUUCAAUCUCAGGUUUUUAGUAAGCAAAAAAUUGGAAAUAAAUGUCCAUCAAUAGGAGACUGCUUAAAUUAUGGAUUACCAUGUAGCUGUAAAGAAAAAAUAGGAAGCUCUUUAUGCUAACCAAAAGACCGGCGGUUCAGAUCCACCAGCCACUCCUUGGAAGCCCUAUGGGGCAGCUCUACUCUGUCCUAUAGGGUCCCUGUGAGUUGUAAUCAACUUGAUGGGAGUUGGUUUGGUUUGGAUUUGGUUAUAGUCUGUAAUGAAAUAGUCUCCAAGACAGGUAAGUAAAACAAUGUGCCGAAGAACAUACAUUGUGCUACACUUUGUAUAAAAUAAGAGAGAAAUGGAUUCAAAAAAUGGUUGCAUGUGCAUAAAACAUCUCUGGAAGCAUACACAAAAAUUUGGUAACAUUGGUUGCCUCCAGAGAGGGAAACUGGAUGACUAGAGUUAGGGACAGGAGAAAUACUUUGUAAUGAGCUACUUUGUACUUUUUAAUAAAUAAAGAAACUUUUUAUUUUGAAAUAAGACUCAUAAGAAGUUGCAAACAUAGAUUUAUGGGUUGAAUUAUGUUCCCCAAAAAUGUGUUAUAAAUCCUAACCUCCAUGCCUGUGGUUAUAAGCCCAUUUGGGAAUGAGCUAUCUUUUUUAAGUUAACGAAGCAGCGUUAGGCAUUUUGAGUCCAUUUCUUUGAGAUGUAAAAGAGAUUAAACAAGGAGCAGACCAGAGACAGAGGAAGAGAGAUGCUGAGCCACAUGAAGAUUCCCAGGAGCGGAAGCUCAGAAGAGGCAAGGACCUUCCUCCAGAGUUAACAGAGAAAGCCUUCCCCUAGAGCCGGCAGCCUGAAUUUGGACUUCUAGCCUCUUAAACUCUUAUUUAGAGAAUCAUCUUAGUUGGACUGUUCAAAUCAAACGAUGGGUUUCCUAUAGGAUGACCUUUGCCUAUUUGAAUAAAAUGAAAAGUUACAGAAUGAUCACUCUGGAUGCAUCCUGGAGGACAGAUUGGAGGGGGAUGAGGUACCCUGUGACAAGACUCUACAGUACUUCACAAACCACCGUAGACAGCAAUGAAGUAAAAACCUUCCGGACCCUGGCUCACAGGUGGUGGGAUGAGCAAGGAACAUAUGCACCUCUUCAUUCUAUGAAUGACCUAAGAGUGCCAUUUAUUAGAGACAAUCUUUUGAAAACGGUUACUGAUCACCAGCCAGGAAAACCUUUGUCUGGAAUGAAGAUUCUCGAUGUUGGCUGUGGUGGUGGAUUGUUAACUGAACCUCUAGGUCGGCUCGGGGCUUCAGUUAUUGGAAUCGAUCCUGUGGAUGAGAACAUUAAAACAGCACAACAUCAUAAAUCAUUUGAUCCAGUCCUGGCUAAGAGGAUAGAGUACAGAGCAUGUUCUCUGGAAGAGAUUGUGGAAGAAACCAUAGAAACAUUUGAUGCCAUCGUAGCUUCUGAGGUUGUAGAACAUGUGCUUGAUCUAGAAACAUUUAUACAGUGCUGCUGUCGAGUGUUAAAACCUGGUGGUUCUUUAUUCAUUACUACAAUCAACAAAACACAGCUGUCCUAUGCCUUGGGAAUUGUUUUUGCAGAGCAAAUUGCAGGUCUUGUACCAAAAGGUACUCAUACAUGGGAGAAGUUUGUUUCACCUGAAAAGCUAGAGAGCAUUCUGGAAUCAAAUGGUCUGUCAGUUCUAACUGUGGCAGGAAUGCUCUACAACCCUUUCUCAGGAUACUGGCAUUGGAGUGAAAAUACCAGUCUUAACUAUGCAGCUCAUGCUGUAAAAUCCAAGGCGGAGGAACCCCCAGCACCCACAGAGUUUUUUCUGAAUAGAGAGACAGAGAGGCUCCAAGCUAACGACUCCGCCAACCCAGGUGCACAUGAAGAGCUGAAGAAAUGAAUCGUUCUGAGGACUGUAAUAAUAUGACUUGAUGUUUACAAAUACAGAAAAAUACAUACAGGCGGUGAGAUCUGUUCCUAACUGUGUCUUUAUGUCUUUAAGUCAAAUUUGCAUGUAAGUUGGAACAGGUUCUUAUUUAGCCUUACUUUAGCAUAAGAAAAGGCUCGAAGCCUUUUCAGUGAUUUAAAACCUGCACGUGCAGCAAGUGAAGGUGGUUGUGAUGAAGAAUUUGCUGCGAGUAGAGGUUGGUUGAAUCAUUUCAAAGUGAGGAGGGCAAAUUUACAUAACGUUAGGGGGUAAGUAUGAGUUUCCAUAUUAGUUGGUUGUAACCUCAGAACUGUCUGUAGAUGAUUUUUGGAUUGAGAAUCAUGGAAAAAAAAAAAAAAAGAUCAAUAAAAAGGGCUAAAACCUUUGAACAAAA
This is a messenger RNA of Loxodonta africana (African savanna elephant), 3731 nucleotides long. It is a transcript of the gene COQ3, whose product is annotated as coenzyme Q3, methyltransferase. The transcript has 8 exons. Gene Ontology annotation, biological process: ubiquinone biosynthetic process. Gene Ontology annotation, molecular function: 2-methoxy-6-polyprenyl-1,4-benzoquinol methyltransferase activity. The record is from RefSeq and is a predicted model, not a curated record. Gene Ontology annotation, cellular component: mitochondrion. Bases 2348 to 3310 code for a protein of 320 amino acids. NCBI's taxonomy places the organism in Eukaryota, Metazoa, Chordata, Mammalia, Proboscidea, Elephantidae.